AAAAUCACAAGAUCCAUCUUCAGACCCAUAAAGAUGGAGAAGAAAAAGCGCCUUGUUUAUUCCAUCAUCCAGUAUCUGCAUGACCAGCUGCAGCAUGGAGGCCUCUCUCCCGAUGCCCAGCAGAGUUUGGAAGCUUCAAUCCAGUGCCUGGAGACAGCUUUUGAGGUGACUGUUGAAGACAGAGAUCUAGCUGUGUCACAGACUCUGUCAGAAAUAUUUCAAGCUUUUACAGGAAAAAAAGAGAUGCCCUCCAUCCGUAGGAAUUGUGAUCCCGUCCCCCACCAUGGUGAAGCUAUAACUGAAGCUGAGAGACUCAAGGCUGAAGGGAAUGAACAAAUGAAAAUAGAAAACUUUGAAGCAGCAGUCUCUUUCUACGGAAAAGCAAUUGAAUUAAAUCCAGCUAAUGCAGUGUAUUUUUGCAACAGAGCUGCCGCCUACAGCAAACUUGGAAAUUAUGCAGGUGCCGUGGAAGACUGUAAAAGAGCCAUUGGCAUAGACCCCUACUACAGCAAAGCCUAUGGCAGGAUGGGUGUAGCGCUUUCAAGUUUGAAGAAGCACAAAGAAGCUGUAGGCUACUAUAAGAAGGCCCUGAAGUUUGACCCAGACAAUGUUACGUACAAAUCAAACCUCAUGAUCGCUGAGCAGAAAAUGAAAGAAAGGCCCAGCACUACAAGAGGCCCUGUAGGUUGUAACCUAGCUGGCCUGCUGCAUAACUCAAGCUUCAGGAGUGUGGCAUCAAACCUCAUGAAUAAUCCUCAAAUACAAGAAAUCAUGGCUGGGGUGAUGGCAGGUGGCUACAAUCCUUCGGCAGCUGCCAGAGCCAGCCGUUCUUCAAAUGUGGGCCCCGGCUUGGUCGGGAGAGGCCAGCACAUGCAGCAACAAAAUCCAGAGUGGAUAGAACAGCUCAGAAGCCAGGUUAGGAAUUGCAACUCCACUGUCAGCAAAAAUAACCAGGAGUAA
Molecule: messenger RNA, 960 nt
Organism: Trichosurus vulpecula (common brushtail)
Lineage: Eukaryota; Metazoa; Chordata; Mammalia; Diprotodontia; Phalangeridae
Product: small glutamine-rich tetratricopeptide repeat-containing protein alpha-like
Exons: 1
Coding region: 34-960 (308 amino acids)
Biological process (GO): post-translational protein targeting to endoplasmic reticulum membrane
Cellular component (GO): membrane; TRC complex
Molecular function (GO): protein binding; molecular adaptor activity
Source: RefSeq, a predicted model, not a curated record